Messenger RNA from Fusarium subglutinans, 546 nucleotides. RefSeq lists its product as uncharacterized. Lineage: Eukaryota; Fungi; Ascomycota; Sordariomycetes; Hypocreales; Nectriaceae. The coding region runs from base 1 to 546 and encodes 181 amino acids. The transcript is spliced from 3 exons. The record is from RefSeq and is a predicted model, not a curated record.
AUGUCUGAAUCACUUGCCGCUUUCCGGUCCGGGAGGAGUGACGACCUCCGGAAGCUCGCGGAAGAGCACUUCCAGCAUGACUUGAACGAGAAUGACCGCGACAUCUUGAGGACCGCCGGAAGCAAAGUCUCGACUCAUGCCAUGGUGGGCUCGUUGCUGGGCCUUGGUUUCGGCGUCUUGUGCGCUUUCAGACUACGAAAAAUGCGACUGGCCUACUUCAACGCUUUCAGAGCGAUGGAAAAGCCUGUUGAGGUUAAAUUUGCGGAUGGCCGUACCCAACCUAUCCCAGAUCUCACCGCCCAGCUUGCGCCUUCAAAAUGGGGUGACGCUGCCACAUAUUUCUUCUUUUCAGUCGGCGGUCUGUUUCUAGGUGGUGAGACAGGUCUUCUCUCAGGUACUGCGUCAGCGUCACGCACCAUCACGAAGAACCCUGAGGCCAAGGAGCGAAUAGAGAAGGCGUGGAAGAGCUAUCGCAUCGACGUGUUGAAGCAAGAGAUUAAGCAGCUGGAGGGAAAGUCAAAGCUUGAGCAGUUCUUCAGCUCAUGA